Molecule: messenger RNA, 714 nt
Organism: Trichobilharzia szidati
Lineage: Eukaryota; Metazoa; Platyhelminthes; Trematoda; Strigeidida; Schistosomatidae
Source: the annotation of a GenBank genome assembly
AUGACACAAUCUAAGAUGACGACGGCUUCUAUUGACAAUCUAGAAAAUGACUCAGUACUACUUGAGAAAGACUUCAAUCUGUCUACAACAUCAUCUGAAAGUGAUAUGCACGAACAGAGAACAACGCCUGUUAACAUUGAAGUUGAUCUCUCCAAUUCACAAUCUGACGCCGUCCAUUGUAAUUCUCACCCAACAACAGAUGAUGAGGUGAUCUCCAAUCGAAGGAAGCUUGACCAAGUGGUAGAAAUAAAUCCAACCAUGAUGACAAACAAAAAAUUCUUGAAGUACGCCUCCUCAUUGAAGACAACAACAAGUAAGCUUCCACAUGACAAUUUCAUCACAGAUGACAACAAAAUGUAUCCAGAAGAGACACCUUCAGAGAUUUUACACUUGAACAAAGUACCAGUAGUCGAGAUGAAGAAUCCAAUAACCGAAUCACUUGAUGAAAACACUGCAACAAUCAAAGAAUCUUCGACACCAGUGCAGAUGAAGGAAGUCAUACAAGGGAAUUAUACAGACCACCACCAACAACAACAACCAGACUUUACAGCAACUGAUAUACGACCAUCGCAUCUCACUGGCGGCUAUUCUAACAAACUAGACAAGACAACUAGAAUGAUCCAAUGGGAAAAUGUUCAAACUAACGAGGUGUACACAACUGUUGAUUUUGUAUAUAAGCAACAAGACACCACCACUACUGAUGAUGAUGAAUGA